AGGCUGCAUAAAAGGCUGGGGGCGGGCGGAGCGGGAAGGCGGCCAGGCCCAGGUCUGCAGUUCAGCCAAGCAGGCACACAGGCCGGACCUGGAGAAGUGUCCCCAAGCCUGGCCCGGGGCUCUCCUGCCUUCCACACCAUGGGGCCCAGCCUCCGCCGCUGGCUCUGCCUGGUGCCCUUAGUCUUGGGGCUCUGGUCUGGAGGUGUGAGCGCAACUCCACUGCUCGCAGCCCGGCCCUUGAGCCCCUGUUCCCUGGAGGGGAUAGAGAUCAAAGGCGGCUCCUUCCAGCUUCUCCAACAGGGCCAGGCCCUGGAGUAUGUGUGUCCCUCGGGGUUCUACCCCUACCCUGUGCAGACCCGAACCUGCAGGUCCACGGGGUCCUGGAGCACCCUGAAGACUCGAGACCAAAAGGUCGUCAGGAAGGCAGAGUGCAGAGCGAUCCGCUGCCCAAGACCCCAGGAAUUUGAGAACGGGGACUACUGGCCCCGGUCUCUCUACUACAAUGUGAGUGACGAGAUCUCCUUCCACUGCUAUGACGGUUAUACUCUCCGGGGCUCCGCCAAUCGCACCUGCCAGGUGAACGGCCGGUGGGAUGGACAAACGGCCAUCUGCGACGACGGAGCGGCGUACUGCCCCAACCCUGGCAUCCCCAUUGGCACGAGGAAGAUGGGCAGCCAGUACCGCCUUGAGGACACUGUCACCUACUCCUGCAGCAGGGGGCUCACGCUGCGCGGCUCCCACCAGCGAAGAUGCCAGGAAGGCGGCUCCUGGAGCGGGACAGAACCUUCCUGCCAAGACUCCUUCAUGUACGACACCCCUCAGGAGGUGGCCGAGGCCUUCCUGUCCUCCCUGACAGAGACCAUAGAGGGAGUGGAUGCCGAGGAUGGGCACAGCCCAGGGGAACAACAGAAGCGGAAGAUCGUCCUGGAUCCCGCGGGCUCCAUGAACAUCUACCUGGUGCUGGACGGCUCGGACAGCAUCGGAGCCAGCAACUUCACAGGCGCCAAGAGGUGCCUGGCCAGCCUCAUCGAGAAGGUGGCGAGUUACGGGGUGAGGCCUAGAUACGGUCUGGUGACGUACGCCACAGAGCCCAAAGUCUUGGUCCGAGUGUCCGAGAAAAAGAGCAGCGACGCAGACUGGGUCACGGACCAGCUCAACCGGAUCAGCUACGCAGACCACAAGCUGAAGAGCGGCACUAACACCAAGAGGGCCCUCCAGGCCGUGUACAGCAUGAUGAGCUGGGAAGGGGACGACCCUCCCGAAGGCUGGAACCGCACCCGCCACGUCAUCAUCCUCAUGACCGACGGCUUGUACAACAUGGGCGGCGACCCAGUCACGGUCAUUCAUGACAUCCGGAACUUGCUGGACAUCGGCAGGGAUCGCAAGAACCCCAGGGAGGAUUAUCUGGACGUGUACGUGUUUGGGGUCGGGCCCCUGGUGGACCAAGUGAACAUCAACGCUCUGGCUUCCAAGAAGGACAACGAGCAACACGUGUUCAAAGUGAAGGACAUGGAAAACCUGGAGGACGUGUUCUUCCAGAUGAUCGAUGAGAGCCAGUCUCUGGGGCUCUGCGGCAUGGUGUGGGAGCACAGGAAGGGCACCGACUACCACAGGAACCCGUGGCAGGCCAAGAUCUCGGUCACCAGGCCUCAGAAGGGCCACGAGAACUGCAUGGGGGCCGUGGUGUCCGAGUACUUCGUGCUGACGGCGGCUCACUGCUUCACCGUGGAGGACCAGAAGCACUCCAUCAAGGUCAAUGUGGGAGGGAAGAGGCAGGACCUGGAGAUAGAAGAAGUCCUGUUUCAUCCCAAGUACAACAUCAACGGGAAAAAGGACCGAGGGAUUCUGGAAUUUUAUGACUAUGACGUGGCUUUGGUCAAGCUUAAGAAGAAGCUGUUAUUCAGCCAGACCCUCAGGCCUGUGUGUCUCCCCUGCACCAAGGGAACAACUCGAGCUCUGCGGCUUCCGCAGACGGCCACUUGCCAGCAGCACAAGGAAGAGCUGCUCCCUGCAAAGGACAUCAAAGCUCUGUUUGUCUCUGAGGAGCAGAAGAAGCUGACCCGGAAGGAGGUCUACAUCAAGAACGGAGAGAAGAAAGGCGGCUGUGAGAGGGACGCCCGGCACGCUGCGGGCUACGACAAAGUCAAGGACAUCUCUGAGGUGGUCACGCCCAGGUUUCUGUGCACGGGUGGAGUGGACCCCUACGCCGACCCUAAUACCUGCAGAGGGGAUUCUGGCGGCCCUCUGAUCAUUCACAAGAGGAGCCGCUUCAUCCAAGUUGGCGUGAUCAGCUGGGGAGUAGUGGAUGUCUGCCAUGACCGGAAACGGCGACAGCAGGUACCCGUUUACGCCCGGGACUUUCACCUCAAUCUCUUCCAAGUGCUGCCCUGGCUCAAGGAGAAACUCAAAGAUGAGAAUCUGGACUUCCUAUGAGGUGUUUCCUGCUGGAAGGGGGCACGGGCUCGAAUUAAAACAGCUGCGAUAAUCA
Messenger RNA from Chinchilla lanigera (long-tailed chinchilla), 2488 nucleotides. It is a transcript of the gene Cfb, whose product is annotated as complement factor B. Gene Ontology annotation, biological process: complement activation; proteolysis. Lineage: Eukaryota; Metazoa; Chordata; Mammalia; Rodentia; Chinchillidae. Gene Ontology annotation, cellular component: extracellular region. The transcript has 18 exons. The record is from RefSeq and is a predicted model, not a curated record. Gene Ontology annotation, molecular function: serine-type endopeptidase activity. Bases 139 to 2433 code for a protein of 764 amino acids.